GGAAUUACUUUCAAAAUCACAUGAUUUUGGUAUAACUCUCCAAAACCCGCUGGGUUUGAGUAAAAUCUCAUUGACAUUGAUGCAAUGGGUAAUAUAAUAACACGAAGAAAUCUGUGUUCUGUAUGAAACAAUAAUGGAGGCUGCGAAUCUGAACAGAGCCAACCGAUGGAAGAAGAGACACACUCAUCGAUUUUCAGUCUUCCCUCAAUCUCUCCUCACCCUCAUCCCCACCCUCCUCGUCCUCUCUCUCAUCUUCUUCCUCUCUUACAAACACUUUGUUUCCGAUUUUCUCCAGAUGUCCAGAAUUUCCCAACCCUUACAAUGCAGUUCGCAAUUAGAAGCUCUGGGAGAUAAAUUCAUCUGGUACGCACCACACAGUGGGUUCAGCAAUCAGUUAUCAGAGUUCAAGAACGCUAUUUUAAUGGCUGCCAUACUGAAUCGAACCCUAGUUAUCCCUCCUGUUCUGGAUCACCAUGCAGUUGCCCUCGGUAGUUGUCCAAAAUUUAGGGUUUUGAGCCCCAAAGACCUGAGGCUUUCGGUUUGGAAUCAUAUAAUUGAGCUCAUUCGGGGACGCAGGUAUAUAUCCAUGGCUGACAUAGUUGAUCUUUCAGAAUUGGUGUCUACUUCAGCAAUUAGGGUCAUAGAUUUUAGAGUUUUUGUAUCUAUGUGGUGUGGCAUGGAGAUAGACUGUGCUUACUCCGAAGACUCAGAAAAAGAAUUGUCUAUGUUUGAGAAUUUAAGACAAUGUGGAUCUCUGCUAUCUGGGAAUAAUGGUAACUGGAAUAAAUGUUUGUAUUCUGUAGAUGAAGAUUGCAGAACAACAGUGUGGACAUACCAAAAGAAUGAAGAUGGGGUAUUGGAUUCAUUCCAACCUGAUGAGCAACUCAAGAACAAGAAAAAUCUAUCAUUUGUUAGGAGACGUCAAGACAUAUAUAAAUCUCUGGGACCUGGUUCUGGAGCUGCAUCAGCCACUGUUCUGGCAUUUGGAAGCCUUUUCACAGCCCCAUAUAAGGGCUCUGAGUCGUACAUUGAUAUCCAUGAUGCACCAAGGGAUCCACACACAGAAUAUUUAUUGAAGAAGAUUGAAUUUCUGCCAUUCGUCCCUGAAAUCAUGAGUGCAGGGAAGGAGUUUGCUCUUGAGACAGUUAAGGCUCCUUUUCUUUGUGCACAGCUUAGACUUUUGGAUGGGCAGUUCAAGAACCACUGGGAGGCUACGUUUCUGAGGUUAAAACAACAGUUAGAAUCUUUGAAACAAACUGGUCUGCAUCCAGUUCAUAUAUUUGUCAUGACUGAUCUUCCUAUAGGUAACUGGACUAGAAGUUACUUGGGAAAUUUAGUAAGAGAUUCAAAUGCUUUUAAGCUUUUUGUUCUGAGAGAAGAAGAUGAAUUGGUGAAAAGAACAGCGAAAAAACUUGUGGCUGCUGGAUAUGGCUUGAAAUUUGGGUUUGUUCCUGAGGGAUUUGAUGGGAUUGGGAAGCACUGCCAUCCUCCGUUAUUACCUGAUAUACUUCUGUAUAUAGAAGAAGCUGUUUGCAGCUGUGCUUCACUUGGUUUUGUAGGGACUGCUGGGUCAACCAUUGCUGAAAGUAUAGAGCUGAUGAGGAAAAAUGCUGUAUGUUUGUUUAAGGUCUGACUUAAUUGUAGUCGUAGGUUUUCAGUGCUACUAAUUCAGAUUCAUUGCAAGUAGACCUAAUCUUGCGCUUUUGGUGAUUAAGUUGAUUGGAUGGAAAUUGGUCACAUUCGUCAUGUGGUGUGAGCUUGAGAAUUUUGCAUUCCUAUUCUUUUGAGGUGGAGGUGAAAGAUGAAGUGGCAAGCAAGUAUUUAAUCGUCAUUUUUUUCUACACGACUCAACAAAUAAAAAACCAGAAGAGACUUGUGAGGAAAUUUUGGUGUAAUUAAGCUGCAGUUUCUGCGAAAAGAUGGAGAAAGUCCAGGAUUUGAAUUUGUCCUUUCAUUGAUUCCACCAAAAUUACAUUGAUUUGCCCUAAAGAUUUCAGUACAGUUGGAAUUGGUUAUUUAUCCUGUACAAGGUUCCCUGCUAAGCAUUCAUGGCUGAAUGGUUAAAUGGCGAAUUUGUAGGUUCAAUUCCUACUGGACAUUCCCUUCCAAAACCAAAUCUUCUGAUGUUGUUUCAUAUUUGAAGUGAGAAGAUGAGAUCAUUUAUAGGCUGGAUGCUGCUCAAACUGAUUUGGGAGGGGAAAUGUUCAUUGAAUGCUUGCUUUCUUUAUAUGGGCAAGCAAUCAAGAUGGAGCAUGUUUGAUUUCUUCCAUUGUGAUGGAGUUGGGUAUAUAGAAUUUAUUUUUAUUGUCCUGUCUAAUGUUGUGUAGAUUUUCAUAUUAGCCUAUUUUGUUGUAAUUUUCUUGAUAGUAAGGGCAUAUAGCAUAACACUGCAAGUUUUGCUAUCCGGAACAUGGAAUGGCUAUGGCAUUCUUCUUGUGGCUUCUUUUCUGGUCAUAGCUGUUGAUUCCAGCGUAAU
Molecule: messenger RNA, 2476 nt
Organism: Ilex paraguariensis (yerba mate)
Lineage: Eukaryota; Viridiplantae; Streptophyta; Magnoliopsida; Aquifoliales; Aquifoliaceae
Source: the annotation of a GenBank genome assembly